GUUUCUCGUGGAGGAGGAGGAGCCCCUCGGCGUGCAGGCCCCCAGGAUCCCGCCCCAGCUGCUGGACACCAUUCAGUUCCCCGAGGAGUACAUGGGAGCCCUGCGAAUCACAAUGAUGGCGGUAGACAUCCGGAAGUGCUUCAAGCUGAUCUUUGAGGACGACACGUUUAGGCAGGUGGAUCUCUUCAACCCUAAGCCUAAGAGGAGCAGGAGAUUCUUCGCACUGAUCUAUGACUUCUUGGUGUUCACGGACAGCGUGUUCAAGGAAGUGGAGGAGCGGGAAGAAAAGGUAAUGUGGAGACCUCGUUAUUUUGCAAAGCCGUACAGAGUUAGAGCAGAGAGCACAACAAAGUGUAGGAUAAGGUUAGGGGAGGAGAGAGUGGAGGAGGUGACUGAGGUGAAAUGUUUAGGGACAGUUGUAUGUAAGCAUGGAAGGUGAGGUGAGGGAAAGAGCAGUGAAGGGCAGACAGGUGGUGGGUGCAUUGGGGAGAGUUGUGAGAGGAAGAAGUGUGAGCAUGGCGGUAAAGAGGGGAACAAGGAACAGUAUUAUCCUGCCAACUCUGUCGCAUGCAUCAGAGACGUGGACAUGGAGUGCAGCGCAGCAAUCAAGAAUACGUGCAGUGGAAAUGAGUUGUACAAGAGGUGCGUGUGGUGUGUCAGGAUGGCAUGGAGGAAGUAAUGGAAGUGUGUGUGAGAGGUUUGGUAUGGGUGU
This is a messenger RNA of Eriocheir sinensis (Chinese mitten crab), 712 nucleotides long. RefSeq lists its product as uncharacterized. The transcript has 3 exons. The record is from RefSeq and is a predicted model, not a curated record. The coding region runs from base 92 to 439 and encodes 115 amino acids. NCBI's taxonomy places the organism in Eukaryota, Metazoa, Arthropoda, Malacostraca, Decapoda, Varunidae.